UCAUCCACAGAUUCUGAAAUAGUACAGUUUAUUGAUUUAACAGAAGGCGAGCUAAUGCAGGAGUCCUUAGAUGAAUGGCGAUCCUUACGUUGUCAGCAGGAUCAAGAGUACCAGGAGUCUUUGCUUGCAGAUCAAGAAAAGCAUAAUAUGCAGAAGCAUUCUUUGGAAAAUGAAGAAAGACGUAGAAAGGCUAUACAUGAGAGACAGUUGAGAAUGGCUGAUGUUCCUGAGCCAGCUGAUGUUGUUCCACUCAGAUUUAAGUACCCCAGUGGCAUUACAAGAACAAGAAAAUUUGUUCUGUCUGAAUCCAUUCAGAUAUUAUUUGAUUUUGUCGGAGAAGAUGAUGAUGCUACAGAGUAUUUUCACAUUCAAGAUGCUCUGUCAGUAACAACUCUUAAAAGCAACAUGACUGGAACACUUUUGGGGAACAAUAUCAAUGGUUCAAGAACACUUUACAUCCACUGGAUUCAAAUUGAUGAUUUGGAGUUUGUCCCAGCACUUGAUUCCAACAAUCAAGCUGAAUCUCCCAGUGUCAGCAACCAGUUCUUUCCAAUGCCAGCAACUUCUUUUUCUUUGCCAUCAUCACCUACUUUUUUACCAGAGACGGACAGCUCAUUCUUUCAUGAAGGUGAACAAAUAUCCGAAGGUUCAGUAGAUGGUGGUGGACCCACUCGGGAGUAUUUAAGAUUGCUUAUGAAAGCCAUUCAACAGUCCAGCAUAUUUGAAGGACCAGAGACAGAUAAGACACUGGCUCUCGAUAGUCAAGGUGUGGGUGAUAAAUCGCCUGCGAUUCUCAUGUGUAUCUCAUCAGUAAAGCCGGUUUCAUGA
Paramisgurnus dabryanus is the source of this 828-nucleotide messenger RNA. NCBI's taxonomy places the organism in Eukaryota, Metazoa, Chordata, Actinopteri, Cypriniformes, Cobitidae. The record is from RefSeq and is a predicted model, not a curated record.